AUGGCCUGUUUUAAUUCUACCUCAAGUCCCUGGAAUAGGACGGAUGAGAAAAGCUAUUAUCAUGCUGCAUACACCCAGGCCAUGAAGAUCAUCUGCCCUCUUGGCAUUGUCAUCUCCCUCCUGGGGCUGGGGGGCAAUGGGCUCGUCCUCUUCUUUCUGGUCUGUACUGUCAAGCGCGACAGCUUCUCUGUCUUUCUUUUUCACUUGGCCCUGGCUGAUUUUAGCCUCCUCGCCUGUCUGGUAGUGGAUUUUAUGGGAGAAAUAUUUGCAUAUUUUCAUAACAUCUGUUUUCCUCUUCCAUACUUGAACUUGUUCUUUCUCAUAUCCUACGUAGCAGGGCUCUGCUUGGUGGUCGCCAUCAGCCUGGGCCGCUGCCUGUCCGUGUUCUUCCCCAUCUGGUACCGACUGCACUCUCCGAAGUACACGUCCACCAUCGUGUGUGUUCUGACCUGGGUCUGGGCCAUUUCCAUAAGUGUGCUGGGGAGAAUGUUUUGUGACUAUGACUUAAUAGAUAACAAACUUUGUGGACCACUUUUUAAAUGGUUUUGUCUGUUUAUCAUCGUUAUUCUGUCUGCAACACUACUGUGCACUGUGAUUAUGCUGCUGAAAAUCAAGUGCAGCUCCCGGGUGCGUCCACCCCGCAAGCUGUACAUCGCUGUGGCCCUCACAGCUGUGUCCCUUGUAAGUCUGGCCCUCCCUAUGUUGGGACCCUUCCUCCCUGAUAACCCCCACAUCCCCUAUGAUAACAAGCUUAUAUCACUGUUCUCCUGUGUGAACAGCAGUGUCAACCCCUUGGUUUAUUACUUUGCAGGGAGAAUGGGGAGGCAGAGGCGCCACCUACGCUUAAGGGAAGUUUUCCAGAGGGCCAUGGGGGAGGAGGUGGACCCCUCUUCUGGUGCCUCUGGUCACUCCACCUGA
Messenger RNA from Cavia porcellus (domestic guinea pig), 918 nucleotides. Its product is annotated as mas-related G-protein coupled receptor MRG-like. NCBI's taxonomy places the organism in Eukaryota, Metazoa, Chordata, Mammalia, Rodentia, Caviidae. The transcript has a single exon. Gene Ontology annotation, cellular component: membrane. Gene Ontology annotation, molecular function: G protein-coupled receptor activity. Gene Ontology annotation, biological process: G protein-coupled receptor signaling pathway. Bases 1 to 918 code for a protein of 305 amino acids. The record is from RefSeq and is a predicted model, not a curated record.